UUUUAGCGAAGGGGUGCUAGCGGCGGGACUAGGAUGCUCCUGUUAUCUAAAGCUCGAGCUCCAAAUCUUGCAGAUGCCCAUGGCGAAAUAAUGUUACGAUAAUAUCAUCUCAAAUGGCUGUUUCUUCACUUUCCUCUCUCCUCCUUACUCAACCCCACUCUUUCAUGCGCUUAGCCCUAUUUCAUGGAGGCGCUUCGUGCUUUCGAAGCUUUCGCAGCUUACCCACUCUCUCUCCUCCAUCUCUCUUCCUCAAGAGGAGGAGAUACGCUCCUUUCUCUCUCUACCCCACCACCUAUGCUACUUCUCCUCACUCCUCCAUCACUAGUGGUGAGAUUUCUGGGCUUUCGCACUUUGUAGUUCCAUCUUCUUCUCUGGAGACCCUGCAAGAGCCUCCUUUAGCUGUCAAUAUUCCUUCAAAAGGUCGCAUUUACCAUGAGACUUAUGGGUGCCAAAUGAACAUCAACGACAUGGAAAUUGUUCUUUCUAUCAUGAAGACAGCUGGGUAUACAGAUAUUGUAGAAGUGCCAGAGAGUGCGGAAAUCAUUUUUAUCAACACUUGUGCUAUUCGAGACAAUGCUGAGCAAAAAGUGUGGCAGAGACUCAACUACUUCUGGUUUCUAAAGAGGCAUUGGAAAAGCAACGUCGCUAUCGGCAGAUCGAUGUCUUUGCACCCUCCCAAAGUGGUUGUUUUGGGAUGUAUGGCUGAGAGGCUAAAAGAGAAAAUUCUUGAUGCUGAUAAAAUGGUUGAUGUUGUUUGUGGACCUGAUGCAUAUAGAGACCUGCCCCGUUUACUAGAAUCCGUUGAUUAUGGCCAGAAAGGAAUUAAUACACUUUUAUCACUCGAAGAAACUUAUGCUGAUAUCAGUCCAGUGAGGAUCUCGAGUAAUUCAAUUAGCGCAUUUGUGUCCAUAAUGAGAGGGUGCAAUAACAUGUGCUCCUUUUGCAUCGUACCUUUCACUAGAGGAAGGGAGAGAUCUCGUCCGGUGGAGUCUAUAGUGAGAGAAGUUGGUGAGCUUUGGGAUCAGGGUGUCAAAGAAGUAAUGCUUCUUGGUCAGAAUGUUAACAGCUACAAUGAUGCUUCUGUUCUGGAUACUGAGGUUGAAUCAGGUGAAACAUGGAGAUUUAGUGAAGGAUUUUCGAGUAUGUGCAAAGUGAAGAAGAUGGGGCUUCGUUUUGCCGACCUCUUGGAUCGAUUGUCAUCUGAAUUUCCUGAAAUGCGAUUCAGAUAUACAUCUCCACAUCCUAAAGAUUUUCCUGAUGAGCUACUUUAUUUAAUGCGUGAUAGGUAUAAUAUCUGUAAAUAUAUCCAUUUGCCGGCACAGACUGGGAGUUCAACAGUGCUUGAAAGAAUGAGGAGAGGAUACACUCGAGAUGCCUACUUGGAUCUUGUGGAUAAGAUAAGGAACAUCGUUCCUGAUGUUGGAAUAAGCAGUGACUUCAUAUGUGGCUUCUGUGGAGAAACAGAGGAGGAACAUGCUGACACAUUAAGCCUUAUUAGAACUGUAGGUUAUGACAUGGCCUUCAUGUUUGCCUAUAGCAUGAGAGAAAGGACCCAUGCGCAUAGAAAUUUCACAGAUGAUGUCCCCGAAGAUGUGAAGCAGAGGAGGUUAACUGAGCUCAUUGAUACCUUUCGUGAAUCAACGGGACAAUGCUAUAACUCAAAGAUUGGAAGCAUUCAGCUUGUACUGGUAGAGGGACCCAACAAAAGAGCCCCAGAGACUGAACUCAUAGGCAAGAGUGAUCGAGGCCACAGGGUUUCGUUUGUAAGUCUACCUCUUCCUGAUACCAAUGCAAGUAAUUCAGGCAUGAAGAGGGCACCCGUUAUUGGUGAUUUUGUGGAGGUUCGAAUUUUGAGAUCCACCCGCGCUUCCUUGUUCGGUGAGGCACUUGCAUUGACGAGUUUGAGCAGAUUUUACAAGGAGCUGCCCCAGGCCAGAGCUGUGACAGCCUAAACUUGAUAUACUCACAAAAAGUACAUACUAUGAUAUGAUGGAAUAUGGAAUGAUGCUCCAGAGGGGCAUCCUCAGUUGGUUCCAAGUGGUUGAUGGUGGAGAUUAAUUGCAGCCGGGCAUGCUGGAACAUUCGCCCAAUCUGUAGUUAAUAUCUACUGUACAUUAUCGGGAACAAAUGAUCGAUGUUUUUUGAAGUACUGUAUACCUCGGAUAAUCAUAUGCUUACGCUCCUCAUUGAGCACACAUAGAGGGGGUGAAAUUCCUUGUCUUGGCAUUC
Molecule: messenger RNA, 2229 nt
Organism: Amborella trichopoda
Lineage: Eukaryota; Viridiplantae; Streptophyta; Magnoliopsida; Amborellales; Amborellaceae
Product: Methylthiotransferase
Biological process (GO): negative regulation of cyclin-dependent protein serine/threonine kinase activity; tRNA modification
Cellular component (GO): cytosol; mitochondrion
Molecular function (GO): 4 iron, 4 sulfur cluster binding; tRNA-2-methylthio-N(6)-dimethylallyladenosine(37) synthase activity
Source: RefSeq, a predicted model, not a curated record